Mycena citricolor is the source of this 3000-nucleotide messenger RNA. Lineage: Eukaryota; Fungi; Basidiomycota; Agaricomycetes; Agaricales; Mycenaceae. The record is from the annotation of a GenBank genome assembly.
CCACACCAUUUCAACUACCCUUCCACAGCUCAAAUUCAAGUUCAAGCUCCAAGCCUUCAGGUUGUCAACUCCGAAAGCGAUCCGUCACAAUCUCGGCCGAUGAAAUAGAGGAAGUUGAUGGGUUCGGGGGGCAUAUUUCUCUCUCGGUGCAUUCAAAUUGUUAUUUUCACAAUUCUUGCAUGAUUACUUGGAAUGGCUUGGACUUUUCUGUCGAAUGCCGGGUGUCACUAGACAUUCUUAAGACGGAUUGGACUCUACCACGAUGGGCUGACCGACUCGUGCAUGACCGGGAUGCCAGGCCAAGCUUAUUGCGCACGCUAUCUUUCUAACCUAAGAGACAAUGGACGGCAUAUGUCAUCCAACCCUUACGCGCAGGCCCACAGUACGCUUGUCAGGGGCGGCAGCAACAACACAGCGUACCCGCUACACGCAGCCAUCACCGUUUGCACUUCGCACUUUCCGUCUAUGACGAUGUUACUGCGAACCGUGCUGACCAUGCCCAUGUCACUUGACUUAGUUCAAGAGUGACGACCUAGUACAUGACGAAAGAUGAUGAGGGCUUGCGCGCUGGUCAAUGAGCACAAGAUAGGCGUACUCCUGUGAGUACGUCAGCGGUGCUGGAACGAGUUCCGAAACAAAAGAUGGUCCAUGAUGGUCCACAGGAGGCGGGGAUCGUAGAAAUGACCCAACAAGUAAGAUACUACUACUAGUAGCAGGCGUGCAGUACAAGGAUCGACUCAAACACAUCACAUUCAACUCAAACACAUCACGCUCGGGUUGUUCCUCAACCUCACCGACGUCUGCGGGCCAGGGACGGUCUCGCGCUCGAUUAAUCUGCGUCUAUUUAUACGGCCUCCUCUAGAAAUGGCAUUCUUCACGCGACCACAAUCGGCCAAUGCCGCGGUCAAAAUCGUCCGCCCUUCAGCUACCGAAGAGGGCGAGAUAGUGCAGACCAAGGCAGCAUCACCACGCAAAGAUUCAGUGCAGAGGCAAUGCCGGAAUAUCAUGAUAUACGGAUCGUGUAAAUUUGAGGACAAAGGAUGUGUGUACUAUCAUCCGCCGGGGCCGGACGCUGUUGCAAUCGCUCCGCGAGCAGAAUCGCCGGCAAAGCAAAUCAUCACUACGUCUCUUUCUGCCCAGGCUGUCAACGCUCCCGUCUUUGUCCCCAAAUUCCCUGGCCGAAUUCAAACCGACACACCUCCACCUGCUAGCCCGCCGGUGGCAUCGCCCGAGUCCGCUUCGGACGAUCCAGGCGUGGUAUACGAAUACCCCGCACCCACUGCAGUUGGGGGCACCCAAAUGCAGGAUAUCUCAUCUAGCGAGUAUUAUCCUGAUCCUGGUUACGACUCGUACGAAUCUGUGGGCGACCAUUCGUAUUACGUGCAACCCCCUGUCUUUGUGCGACAACCAUUAAAUUACCACCUGUAUUCAAGCGCAAUCCCCCCUGGAUUCUUAAGGACACCUUCCGACACUCAUUUCGUUCCUUCUUCUACCGAGCUACGCACAUUGCUCCAGCGACGCAGUGAAGAUGUCCACAUGGGCUUGCCUCCCGGACUCAACUUACCGGACGAGAUGCAAGGAUACCAUUCGCUCGUGCCACUCGAGAAUCUAAACGGGGAACGGCGCAAGUUUGGAAACUGGAGCUCAGCCGUUUAUCGAGCUGUAAACUCGGUUGACGGCUGCACCUAUGCACUGCGCCGAAUUGAGAACUUUCGCCUUGGCAACCCAGCUGCCUUCAGUACCAUCGAGACCUGGUCAUCCAUACGACAUCCGGGAGUUGUGGCCAUCCAUGAAGCGUUCACAACACACGCUUUCGGUGACAGUUCGCUCGUGGUCUCCUAUGCCUACCAUCCCAAAGCACAGACCCUGUUUGACCGGCAUCUUAAGCUGACCCCCCCGGCGUACCAACCCGGCACUCAAUUUCAGCCGCCGCCAGUGCAAUCGCAGGUCCCAGAACGAACUCUGUGGUCGUACAUAGUCCAACUCGCCAGUGCGAUCAAACGUGUGCAUGACAUGGGUCAGGCUCUCAGGAUGAUCGACGUCACCAAGGUUUUGGUCACAGGCAAUAAUCGGAUCCGGGUCAGCUCUUGCGGGAUCGUGGACGUACUGAUGUACGACACACCGCAAGACAUCCAGCUUCUCCAACAGGAGGAUUUGAUCAUGUUUGGGCGCCUAGUCUUCGUUCUUUGUACUGGAAACGUGGUGGCUUCAAGUGGCAGCAAUUUCCAGAAGAGCCUGGAAGUGAUGGGCAGGAUGUACAGUCCCGAAGUCAAGGCGGUGGCGCUCUUUCUCAUCAACAAGAACAGCUCUCACAAGAGCAUUUCCCAGCUGCUGGAAAUCAUCAGUUCCAGAGUUGCGGCUGAAUUGGGUGAUGCUCUUUCCGCAACAGAUGUUCUCGAGAACGAGCUCAUGGGUGAACUGGAGAAUGCUCGCCUCGUCCGUCUGCUGUGCAAAUUUGGUUUCAUCAAUGAGCGGCCUGAAUUUGCGUUGGAUCCCAGAUGGUCUGAAACAGGAGACCGGUACAUCAUCAAGCUCUUUCGGGACUUUGUUUUCCAUCAAGUCGACGAAAACGGCAAUCCGGCGGUCAAUCUGGGGCAUGUACUGACAUAUCUCAACAAGCUCGAUGCCGGCUCAGAGGAGAGAAUCAUGCUGAUUGCUCGGGAUGAGCAGAGUUGCUUGGUCGUCAGCUAUAAGGAAAUCCUCUCCUGUGUAGAGGCUGCUUUCAAGGAUCUCGCGCGCGCGGGACAUAGCAUUAAUGUUGGCGGAGGGUAUCGAUGAAGAUGGGUGGAUAAAAUAGCAAUCUAGAAAAAGACUCGAAAAUCACAACAAACAAAUGUCUGCGACUCAUGCACAUGUCUCUCACAGAGCUCGUACCUGAAAACUCGAAACCUGUUGCCACCAGGUGGGUCGUGUCAGUACAUUUUAAUCUCCGCCUCCGCGUGUACACGCUACUAUGACUAUUAUGCGUCUGUCGGAUUAACAAUGGUUGUUAAUGGUCUG